CAGGACAACUGUGUUCCUCUCCAAAACAUCGGACGUGUCUAAUGCCAAUCGUAGAACAGGGAGGGGCCGAGGUUGAUAGAACAGCUGGCGCAAGGCUAAAAGAUUAGAAGGUUGUGCUACGGUUGAAUAGCCGCAAAUUCAUGCCCACUACGAGGAGAAGGAGGCCAAAUUUGUAGUGGGAUUUUGGGUGCGGAUUUCCCCGAUGGUUGAAUGUCUAUGGCGCCUUCCUCAUUCCUAGGCGGGAGUCUACCCGUGGCAGUGAUCGUGCUGGUAGCCGUCGUCAGAGCCAAUGGGGAAGACUCUGCAGGGUUUGAGGCAGGAAUACGGGUGUACCAAGACGUAGAUGUAGUGGUUACACAGAAGAACGGACAGUUGUUACUCAACUGUUCUGCCACAGCCACAUCAGACUUUGGCCCUUUCCAAUAUAAGUGGCUAAAGGAUGACAAACUUAUAGAAUUUCAAGAAGUCAACCCCAAGAUAAAACUGCUUUCAAAUGGGUCGCUAUAUUUCAAAAAGUUCAGGAAACGAAAACGGCGGACAGACGAAGGAGAUUACACAUGUAUUGUCAAGAACAGCAUUGGUAGUGUUAUAGCCAACCACGUACAUGUUCAAGUGGCAAAUGUUGCAAAAAACUUUACACGCGAGCCACUUUCUCAGGAAGCUUUUGUAGGCGGCACUGCCCGAUUUGAAUGCCAGAUUGACGCUUUCCCUGCCCCAAUCUUCAAAUGGGAGAAAGCUCGCACAGAUCUACCUCAAGAUAGUGACAAAUAUAUUGUAUUCCGCUCUGGAGUUCUUCAGGUAAACAAUCUCACAUUAGAAGAUACGGGUCUUUACCGAUGCAUUACCUCUCAUGGGGAGCUACACACGCUCCCCGACGUCAUCGACACAAUACGCUGGCGCCACAGUAGAGAAGCCGCCCUCACAGUCAGAACAGGCGGAGCAAGACGAAAACCAAGAAUUAUAGACGGCAACUUAAAUGUGACAACGAAAACGGGUGAGACGGCCAUUCUUGAGUGCCUGGUCGACGGCACUCCACUGCCAAAUGUUACCUGGCAUCGACAGGAUCAUAAACGCCUCAGUCAACAUGCCUCCUACGUUGGACACAGAAACCUCAAGAUCCGGUCAGUGCAGAAGGAGGACGCAGGCGUGUAUGUCUGCACAGCCAGUAGUCGAGGCUUUAAGGAUGUCAGCAUAUACGUGACUCUUACGGUCAACAUGUUGCCAAUCAUCACAAGGCCACCACAGAUGCAGCGAUGGCCACGAGCAAGGACUGUCAUCUUUAAAUGCGAAGUUGAUGCCUUACCGGAGGCCAAAGUCCGCUGGUAUCGGGACGGAGAGCUUAUCAAACCUGGACAGCCCUUUGAGUUCCGCUCGAGUUCAUUGGUCAUCUACAACGUGGAGCUGAAGCAUGAUGGGUACUACCAGUGUGUUGCGGAGAACAGUGUAGGGAGGGACACGGCCUUCGCCAGACUGGAGAUCUUCGAAAACAACGGUUCCCCUAAACCUCCACAAGGCUUGAAGGCUCACGCUCUCACCAGCAAGAAGAUCUUCGUCCAGUGGAAUAAGUCUGAGUCACCACCUGACCUGCCGAUCCUCACCUACGUUGUCACAGUCUUAGCCUUCAAUGGAGCAGAGGCUCUUGGGACGGACUUCGUUAACGGAGAGGAACCGAUCCUCAACACCACCAUGGAGCAACUGAAGCCGUUCACCAACUACUCCGUGUAUGUCAAAGCCUUCAACAAGAAGGGAGCCAGCCCCCGCUCAGUCAACGUCAGAGUCCAAACACUUGAGGAUCUGCCGGUGGCUUCCCCCGAGAUCAUCCUGUCGACCACCACACCCAACACUAUCGUUGUGGAAUGGAAGGAGCUGUUGUCCACCCUGCGAAACGGCAUCAUCACGGAAUACCAGGUGCAUUACAAGACAAAGGAUUCAGGAGAGAUGGUUGAUACAGUUGAUGGCUCCAAGUCCUCCUACACCAUCAGAGAUGUGCAGUCGGAGGAGGAGUACUAUGUUCGGGUUUUGGCCAGGACCAAGAAGGGGUAUCCAGUUCUGUCCGAUACACAGUGGCCGUGGGUCAGCAUCCGCACUUCCAGGCUCACCUCCUCGUUUCCGAUUCCACACCUGCAGAUAAUGCGUUCAAAUGCCUCUGUGGCUUUAGUCAAGUGGGUCAUCGACGAUCCACUUGGCAAGGUGGAGACGUACCAGGUUCAGUUGAAGAGCCUGCAGGGUGAAGGCAUCGUCCUGCACACUGACACCAUUGUAGGCCCAGCGGACCAGUACAUCCUCACCGACCUAGACAACAGCACAGACUAUGAAGUGACGCUUACUGCAAGGGGAAAUGGAGAAUCAUCAGGUCCUGUUGCCAUGGAGUUUCGGACAACCGAAGAUGGUCCUGUGUUCGCAGCAGAGGUCCUGAAUGCUAGGACGCUGAAUGCAGCAACCAUCUUGUUGACGUGGAUACAGCCAGGCUCGCCCCACAGAAUCAAACAGUACGACGUCUGCUACCAGAUAGAGAUGGGCAAAACCCAGACUUGUAUGAAGAGCCACUCGCCCAGUGUCAGCAUUGCCGGACUGAAGCCAUUCACCAAGUACAGGUUCACUGUACGUACACACUUCCAGAACAACGACGUCAAGGUCAGCAGUCCACUGAUUGCACAGACACAGGAAGACAUCCCCAGUGCCCCGACCAACAUUACCUGGAUCGUGGUGUCACCAGGCACCGUGGAGCUUCACUGGAAGCCACCUGCCUCCCCAACGGCGUCAUCACCUCCUACAUCAUCUUCUACAACAACAACAACAAGGUUCCUGACACCAUGUGGCGCAACCUUACCCAGACAGGGGGGCUGACUCAGGCUACCGUUGAUGAACUGACUGCCGCCUCCUACUUCUUCAAACUGCGAGCGUGUACCCGAGCAGGUCAAGGUCGCUCGU
Messenger RNA from Haliotis rubra (blacklip abalone), 2931 nucleotides. RefSeq names its product protogenin-like. NCBI's taxonomy places the organism in Eukaryota, Metazoa, Mollusca, Gastropoda, Lepetellida, Haliotidae. Gene Ontology annotation, molecular function: protein binding. The record is from RefSeq and is a predicted model, not a curated record. The transcript has 17 exons. The coding region runs from base 211 to 2847 and encodes 878 amino acids.